Molecule: messenger RNA, 969 nt
Organism: Gastrolobium bilobum
Lineage: Eukaryota; Viridiplantae; Streptophyta; Magnoliopsida; Fabales; Fabaceae
Product: pentatricopeptide repeat-containing protein At1g03540-like
Exons: 1
Coding region: 1-924 (307 amino acids)
Biological process (GO): RNA modification
Molecular function (GO): RNA binding; protein binding
Source: RefSeq, a predicted model, not a curated record
AUGGCUAAACAUGAGCAACUCAUACCCUUCUAUGCCACUCUUCUUGACACUUGCUCUUCCUCAAAGCACUUGAAGAAUCUCAAACGAAUCCACGCUUGCACCAUUACCCUAGGCAUUUCAAGUCAUGACUUCAUUCGAAGCAAGCUUGUAUUUUCCUAUACUUCAUGUGCCCAAUUGCACCAAGCCAAUAUACUCUUCUCCUUCACCAAUCGCCGACCCACUUUUCUCUUCAACUCCCUCAUCAGAGCCUAUUCCUCUCUCAACUUGUUCUCCCAGUCCCUCUCCCUCUUCCGCCAAAUGCUUCUUGCCUAUAAACCCUUCGAUCGCCAUACCUUACCCGUUGUGCUCAAAUCUUGCGCUGGGUUACUGGCUCUACGGCUUGGUCAACAAGUCCAUGGAGCUGUUCUGGUUAAUGGGUUUGCAUUAGAUUUGGCGAAUUCGAAUGCUUUGAUAAACAUGUAUGCCAAGUGCGGCCAUUUAACUUGUGCACGCAAAGUGUUUGAUGGAAUGCGGCAAAAGAAUGAGGUUACUUGGUCAACGAUGAUCGCGGGUUAUGGAAUGCAUGGCAAGUUUGGAGAGGUUUUUGAACUGUUUGAUAGAAUGGUGGAGGCUGGAGUUAGGCCAGAUGGUGUGACUUUUACUGCAGUUUUGACAGCAUGUAGUCAUGGGGGUUUUAUAGAAAAGGGAAGGGAAUAUUUUGAGCUGAUGGAGGUGAGGUUUGGGGUGAAACCUGGGGUGCAACAUUAUACAUGUAUGGUGGACAUGUUGGGGAGGGUUGGCCUAGUUGAGGAAGCAGAGAUGUUAAUUUUGAGAAUGGAGUUUGAGCCCGAUGAAACUUUGCGAGGUGCCUUGUUGGGGGCCUGUAAAAUUCAUGGGAAGGUUGAGGUGGCUGAGAGAUUUGCAGAGAUGUUUUAUGGGAAGUAACUGAAUGUUGCAUCGUCAAUUUGAACUUAUUCUUCAUGGUAUUUG